AUGUCCCCCAAGAUCACCUCCACCAUCACCUACAGAAAGCCUGGAACUGCACCUCCCAUUUUCCUUGCUGGCUCAUUCUCCGAUCCACAAUGGGAGCUCCAAGAGAUGGAAUUCACCACUGGUGAGGAUGGAGAGCACACGUUCCGAUCCAAGGUCACAGUCGAGGCGCACCAGGACUACCAGUUCAAGCUCCGCAUAGGACAUGGCGACUGGUGGGUUCUGGCCGAAAACUAUCCCAUCGGCGAGUUGCAUCUGAUCCAUCUAACCGACGAUUCCGGGAACCAGAACAACUUAUUGAACGUCCCCGAGCCUUCCACCGAAGAGCAGCUCGCUCCCGCUGGCCUCAACACCCCGGCGAUCAACGUGAAACAUGACACGCAGCCGGCCCCGACCUCUCAGGCGGCUGACAAUACCAAGGAUGAACCCGAUGAUAUAAAGAUGCCCCUGUUUGCGCACGAAUGCUUGGGCGCCUAUGAUUUCGGAGAGGGCGACUCAGACCACGAGGCUGUCCCGAGUGCUAGCAACAGCCCGGAGCAGCACUCGAAACACAAGCUCAAGAAGGAUGACAUUGCUGACAUCGACAUCAACGAUCCCACGCUCGAGAAGUUUCCUUCAGACCGUGGCUCGAUCUUAGAUGCCCUCCGGACGAUCCAAACCCACCUCGGUGAGGAUCAUACCCACCUUGACGACAUCCCGUCCUCGCCUCGUGUGGUUUCUUCAAGAAGAACCAGCCUCGACUCGGCCGAUGAAUUGAGCCUGUCCCCUGCCCCACUGAGUCCCACAACUACUCGGAGGCGAGAAAGUAGAUUGUCCCACAGCAGCUUCGGAAGGACUCGAUCGGCAGUCUCCCUGGGUUCAAUUGCCGAAGAACCCAAGCCUCAGGGUGACAAAAAGCCCCAGAGCCCCCCUGUCGUCUCGUUACCCGGUCUCAAAAAUCCCAAGGGGACAGAUGCUGGCUUCAAGUCACCUCCAAGCGAGGAAGAUGAAGCUGUGGUGUUGAAAACCUCAGAGGUAAAGCCCAAAGAGAAGAAUGAAAGCUUGCCAGUGUCUCAAGUUGAAAGUUAUGAGGCCCAGAAUGGUCACUCCGGCACGGGUUUGAGCAUUGCCGCUGCGGGUGAGACGUCACCAGCUGCAAGUGCCCAGGAUGCUGAAGGCCAAGCGGACAAAUCUGUGGAAGACCAAACCCCCACAAGCUCAAAGACAACACUUGAUCUCCCGUCUCAAGACGAGCCCAUCGCCCCGGCUUCGGAAAGGAGAAAAGCUCCCAACGGGGCAUCGCCGGCUGAAGAGCCGUCUCGAAGCUCCCGCGGGAGUGUACUACCCAUGCCAGCCAUGCGGUUCAACCGUGAUUGUCGAGCUCGCUUGGAGGAUCCAAUUGGGGUACGUACCUCGCCACUCAUCGGCGAAAAAACUCCGAUGACCGACCUUCGCGUGGCAUCGAACUCAAUUUGUUCGCUUUGCCUAUUCACGGCACGCCCGGCUACCGCGAUUCGAGCGCCAUUGCAACCAUGCUUAGCCCAGCGCUUUCUGUCACAACGCGCAAAGCCUCGCCCCUCUCGCAUGGUUCUCUCUGACCGGGUUUACGAAGCACCUCGAGAUGACCGACGAAGACGUCGAGACGCCCCGGGCCCCUUUGGUGGCAUGAACCGGACUUAUGCCAACGUCGAUCCCGCUAGGAGGGCCGGAUGGCAGCGUGCUUUGGAUGCGAAAGGAGGCAAGGGAAGAGAUAGGCAAAGAGAUGGUGGACGAGGCUCGAGGGACAGGGACGGAGACGAUCGAAAGGCGCUCAAGAUGCAGCGCGCCCUAGCCACCGUUUCAUAUGGAAGGCGUACGAUUUUGAAGGAAACAAUGACCGAGUACGAGUCAUUCGAUAACUUCGACCUUAUCCCCGUCCUCCAGGCGGCUGUCAACGACGAGCUCUUCAAGGGCAUGACCGACAUCAAGCCGACUCCCGUCCAAAGACUCGCAAUCCCUGCCCUUCUGGGACAGAAGGGGCCACUGGAUCCGAAGAGACCCUCGACCGAGAUGAGGUCCUUUCUGCUCGCCGCUGAGACGGGCUCCGGAAAGACUCUUGCCUACCUUCUUCCAGCCAUUGACGCUUUGAAGAUGGCUGAAGCUGAGGACCCCGAGAUCAAGGCCUAUAGGGAGCGAUGGGAGGCUGAGAAGGAGCGGCAAUUGGCGAGCAAGUCAAAAUACAAGGCCUUUGACGAGCCUCACCCCACCAUGGCUCGUCCUAAGGUUGUUGUGCUUGUCCCUACGGCGGAGCUCGCACACCAGGUUACAAAGGUGUCCAAGUCGAUAUCUCAUGUGGCUAAGUUUAAGACGGAGCUCUUGUCCUCUGAUCUGAAGCCGCAGCAGAUCCAGCGCAACCUCUACGGACCUAGGGGCGUUGAUAUCAUCGUCUCAACUCCUCAUCUUCUGGCAUCCAUUGCCGAUUCGGAUCCCAACAUUCUGUCACGGGUAACUCAUCUGAUUGUCGAUGAGGCAGACUCGCUCUUUGACCGAAGUUUCGCUCCUGUCACGACAAGCAUCAUUGAGCGGGCAUCACCGUCCCUGAAGCAGUUUGUUUGCUGCUCAGCCACCAUCCCUCGAAAGCUCAACAACUUCCUCGCUACCAACUACCCCAAGAUGACUCGAAUCACCACUCCCAAUCUUCACGCCAUCCCCCGACGUGUUCAACUUGGCGUCAUUGAUGUUUCAAAGGACCCCUACCGCAACAAGAAGGAUCUCGCUUGUGCGGAUGCCAUCUACUCGAUUGGUCGCGAAUCUGCAGGCCACGAGGGUCCCGUCAAGGGCGAGGUUGACGUCCGCCGCAUCAUGGUGUUUGUCAACGAGCGUGAGAAGACGGAAGAGCUGGCUGCCUAUCUCAAGGAGAAGGGUAUCAAUGCUGAAGCCCUCCACAGGGAUACCCCUGAGAAACGCCACGGCGAAGUCCUUGAGACCUUCACGUCCCCCGAGCCCAUGAGGAUCCCCACUCCCCCCAGCCCAUCUCGCCAACGAUCCCUUGCCAACGUAAGGGUUCUUGUCGUUACAGAUCUGGCUUCGAGAGGUAUCGACACAUUGGCCGUUCGACACGUUAUUCUUUACGAUGUCCCGCACACAACGAUUGACUUUAUCCACCGACUUGGUCGUGCCGGACGAAUGGGACGACGAGGCCGUGGCAUCGUACUCGUUGGCAACGAUGAUAGAAAGGAUGUGGUUGCAGAGGUCAAGCACAGCAUAUUGAAGCUCCGGGACUUGGUCCAAGCGCCCGGUGUUUUUGUGGACCCACUCACGGAAGCUACUGCACGAUCUCCCACACCCGAGGCUGAAGCCCCGAGCGACAACGAACUUCCCCGCCAGGACAAGUCUCCCGAGAGAGGGCGAAGACGAACGACGCGAGCUUCUGGUGCCCGCCUUGGCGCGACUGACGAGCAGGCGGUUCUGGCUACGAGCCGACGUCGCGAUGCGGCGCUCGACAGGCUGGCCAAUGAGGACCCAACCUCUGCAAGCGGUAACAACGCUGCGGAUGAAGACUCGGGCAGCUCAGUCGAGGGUGGACGACGAAUUACGGCCACCCCCACGAACCGGAGGGACACGACGGGAUUGGAUCUGGCGGACAGCGUGUUUGGCGAUCUCGAUGAUAGCUUCGAUGACGACGGCGAUGGCGAGCGAGGAGGAAUGCGCUCAACCGACACAUCAUCACUGAACCUGAGCAACUUCAAGCGCAGACCGCGCCAAUCCAGUAUCAUCGGCCGAAACGACCCGCCUAUCAGACCAAGCAGUCGCGGUGGCAACACCCCCAGCAUCAGCUCGACACUCCACUUUGGAGCCUUCAGACGACGCGCGCGAGAGCCAAGUAUCCUGGGGACAGCGCGGAAGCCCCGACCAGAAGAGGCUGGAACGGGUCAGGAGCCUGAUUCGGAGAGCGACGAGGAGGAGGAGUUUCUGCCCGAGGCCGAGUCGACGCCGCUCAACAACAGACGGAGGACGCAACCUGAAUCUGAGCUCGAGGCUGAGCGUGAAGCUACUCCAGAGCCAUCGACAGGGCCAAGGCGUAGAAAGCGCAAGAGCGAGGAUGCGGUACCGAGCAGCGAUAGGCCGGAGAAGAUGUCGCGCGUCGAUGUGGAGGAAGAGGAAGAGGACCACGAAGAGGAACAACAGGGGGAAGAAGCAAGAGCUGCAAGCGAGAUCGACCUUGUUGAUGACAGUGCAAGCGACUCUUCACUUUCUUCCCUCUCGUCACCACAUGGCCCUUCACCCGUUCUCCCCGAUCGACCUGUCACCCCAAUCAACGACGAAGAGAUCAUGGCACCACCUGCCAGCAGCGACUCAGAAGAAGGAAACGACGUUUGGCCAGAUAUCCAUACCUUGGCAAAGCGACGACGGAGACCAUCCGUUGCCACACCACCUCGAGCCGACAACUUCUCGGACGUCUCUUCUCCACCGUCUCUGACACACUCACCCAACUACGCCGAGACACGGGCAACCAAGACCAGAGGCAGAGCCGCCGCUCGGAGACAACCUUCUCCUAAGCUCACAACCGCCGAUCUCACCAACCUACUCCCGAAGCGACGGUACAAGAAGCAGCGGGACCCCAUGGGGCUGGAGAGCGAUGAAGAGUACGACACAUCAGAGAUGCCGCAGGGCGAGGAUGAGCUCUCGUAUGUGGAUAGCCGGACGACUCGGAGAAGACAAGCCAGUCGACCAGGCUCACGGGGCGGACGCUCAGCGCAGGCUCCAAAGGGCAGGCAGGCAGCCUCUAACAAGUCCAAGGGGCGAAAUCAGCAGACCUACUCCCGGCGCUCGUCAGAUAAGGAGAACGAGGGCGAGGAGCAAGGCAGUGACAACGAUGAGCACGACCGAAGCCAGUUCCAACCGCUCCCUGAUGACACAUUCGAUGGUGAUGGAAGCGGCGAGAGCUCAAACAUGCCAUCUGCAGAUGAGCUCAGACAGGCAGUCAAGAAGUUCAGGGAAGUAGACAGGUGGGAGCUUGACUAUGAGGAGGUUACGCAGAGCUCGUCACCUCCGGGUGCACGAUGA
Fusarium vanettenii 77-13-4 is the source of this 5022-nucleotide messenger RNA. RefSeq lists its product as uncharacterized. Lineage: Eukaryota; Fungi; Ascomycota; Sordariomycetes; Hypocreales; Nectriaceae. The record is from RefSeq and is a predicted model, not a curated record. Bases 1 to 5022 code for a protein of 1673 amino acids. The transcript is spliced from 7 exons. Gene Ontology annotation, molecular function: ATP binding; nucleic acid binding.